UAAUCUCCGCCUCCUCGUAAACGGAAGUUACACACGUCCUGUUACUGCGUGUGCCUUCUUUUAGUGUGUUGGUGCGCGUGAAGAUGUUCCCGCCGCUGCUGUGGCCGCUGCUGCUGCUGCUCGUGCUCGUGCUCGCGCUCGUCGUCUCCCGUCGCAGAAGACGGGAUGGCGAGCCGCCGCUGAUCAAUGGCUGGAUUCCUCUCAUCGGGAAAGCUUUGGCGUUUAGGAAAAAUGCUCACAAGUUUCUGGAAGCGCAGAAGAAGAAAUCUGGAGACAUUUUCACCGUUCACAUUGCAGGUCGAUACAUGACCUUUGUCAUGGACCCUCUGAUGUACCCCGCCAUCAUCAAACAUGGCAGACAGCUGGACUUCCACCAGUUCGUCAACAAGGUGGCACCGGUGACCUUCGGGUACCCGCCCGUCGUCAGCCAGAAGUUCCCCGGCCUAAGCGAGCAGAUCAAGCGCUCCUUCCAUUUGCUUCACGGAGACCACCUAACAUCGCUGACGGAGAGCAUGAUGGCCAAUCUCAUGAUUGUCCUCCGCCAGGACCACCUGAGCCAGGACGCCGCCUGGAGGACGGCCGGCCUGUACGACUUCUGCAUGUCUGUCAUGUUUGAGGCCACCUUCCUCACCAUGUACGGGCGGCCUCCGCACGGCCUUCGCCACAACCGCAUGGCGGCGCUGAGGGAAGACUUUGUCCGCUUCGACGCUGUCUUCCCGCUGCUCAUGGCUCAGAUACCCAUCUGGCUUCUGGGACGCACCCGGAGCGUCCGCUGCGAGCUGAUCCGCUUUUUCCUGCCGCACAGAACAUCCAGCUGGUCCCGCACCUCGCAGUUCAUCAAACGGCGGUCUGAGCUUUUUGAGCAGCAGAGCUUAUUGCGGGACGUCGACAAAGCGGCGCACCACUUUGCCAUCUUGUGGGCUUCAGUGGGAAAUACAGUUCCGGCUGCCUUCUGGGCCGCGUACUACCUGCUGAGUCAUCCGGUGGCCCUCGAGGCAGUUCAUCGGGAGAUCCACGACGUCCUCAAGCAGAGCGGCAUGGAGUUCGGUGGUGACGCUGAAGUGACGCUCAGUAGAGAGCUACUGGAUAAGCUACUUUAUUUGGAGAGCGCCAUCAAGGAAAGUCUCCGCCUUUCGUCGGCAUCCAUCAACAUUCGAGUGGCUCAGGAGGACAUGUCUUUACGUCUGGACGCCAAGCGCAGCGUGUCGGUCAGGAGGGGCGACAUCAUUGCCUUAUACCCUCAAAGCAUGCACAUGGACGCCGACAUUUACGAGGAGCCAGAGGCGUUUCGCUACGACCGCUUUGUGCAGGACGGCAGGGAGAAGACAGACUUCUUCAAGGACGGACACAAGCUUCACUACUUCCUCAUGCCUUUCGGAUCGGGAUCGUCCAAGUGUCCCGGACGCUUCUUCGCCGUCAAUGAGAUCAAACAGUUCCUUUGUCUCUUGCUGCUCCACUUUGACCUGCAGCUGGAGGCCGGGCAACCCGCUGCCCGCCUUGAUGCCAGCCGGGCCGGCCUCGGUGUCCUGCAGCCCACAAACGAUGUGCGCUUUCACUACAGGCUGCGGAGCAACGUGUAUUAGCAUCGUUUGAUAGCAUUGUUUACACAGCUUGGACCUGAAAGUUCAGCCUAAAAGUGAUAGUUUUGUUCCACGUGUUGACAAAUAAAAAGGUGAAAAAGUAA
Messenger RNA from Nerophis ophidion (straightnose pipefish), 1684 nucleotides. RefSeq names its product cytochrome P450 7B1 (gene cyp7b1). The transcript is spliced from 6 exons. The record is from RefSeq and is a predicted model, not a curated record. The coding region runs from base 84 to 1583 and encodes 499 amino acids. Gene Ontology annotation, biological process: cholesterol homeostasis; bile acid biosynthetic process. Lineage: Eukaryota; Metazoa; Chordata; Actinopteri; Syngnathiformes; Syngnathidae. Gene Ontology annotation, molecular function: heme binding; steroid hydroxylase activity; oxidoreductase activity, acting on paired donors, with incorporation or reduction of molecular oxygen.